AUGUCUGACACGCCCGAAGGUAUUAUUGAGUAUACCUACGACAAGAUUGCAGAACAGUACCUGCAGUGGGUCGAAAGCCAGACACUACUGCGACAAAGAUACGCCAAGAUCCUCCUAGACAAACUACAACCAUCACCUUCCAUCCUAGAGCUCGGUUGUGGUCCCGGAAUCCCAAUUGUGAAAAUGCUUCUCAACGAAGGCGCUCAAGUGGUCGGAAAUGACCUUUCAACCAAGCAAAUCGAGAUGGCCAAGGCCCGUUGCCCAGGAGCCAAGCUGAUUGCUGGUGACAUGACUUCUCUCACUUUUGAGCCUGCGACCUUCCAUGGCGUAAUCAGCUUCUAUACCCUGUUCCACCUUCCGCGGUCGAAGCUCAAGGCCAUGCUCACCGAGAUUUAUGGCUGGUUGAAGCCCGGGGGUGUCUUCGUUUUCAAUCUCGCGACUUUCGAUGAAGAAGAAAUCCAUGGCGAACACUUAGGAUAUGGGAUGUUCUGGAGCAGCUAUGGCGUGGAUGAGAAUCGGACAAUGAUAUCAGAAAUUGGAUUUGAUGUAUUGCAGGAGGAUGUCUUGUCGGAAGAAGUAUUGCCGGAGGAAAUAUUGCAGGCACGAGAUGGGAAGCUGGAGGAGACUGAUUCAGAUGAUGCCAAGUUUAUGUGGGUGGUAGCACGAAAGAAAGAAUUGCAAAGAUUAUGA
Penicillium subrubescens is the source of this 690-nucleotide messenger RNA. RefSeq names its product class I SAM-dependent methyltransferase. The coding region runs from base 1 to 690 and encodes 229 amino acids. The record is from RefSeq and is a predicted model, not a curated record. NCBI's taxonomy places the organism in Eukaryota, Fungi, Ascomycota, Eurotiomycetes, Eurotiales, Aspergillaceae. The transcript has a single exon.